Molecule: messenger RNA, 1638 nt
Organism: Jaminaea rosea
Lineage: Eukaryota; Fungi; Basidiomycota; Exobasidiomycetes; Microstromatales
Product: terpenoid cyclases/Protein prenyltransferase
Exons: 2
Coding region: 1-1638 (545 amino acids)
Biological process (GO): protein farnesylation
Cellular component (GO): protein farnesyltransferase complex
Molecular function (GO): protein farnesyltransferase activity
Source: RefSeq, a predicted model, not a curated record
AUGGCCACCUCAACGGACCCUUUCCACACCCUCCUCUCCCUGCCGCACCGUCCCCUCAACGACGAGGCGAACCCCACCCCGACCUCUGUCGAGGAGUCAUACGUCGAAUCCGACAUCCACGAUGUGCUCCGGCCCUACACUACUGUAUCACCGGAUGUGUCCCCUGGCCCCAUCCUGCGGCGGAAGGCCCACCUAGCAUUCAUCGGGAAGCUCCUAGCCAAGCCACUCCCUGCAGCCUAUGUGGCCUUCGAUUCGACGAGGCCUUGGUUGCUUUAUUGGAGCCUUCAUACGUACACGCUUCUCGGGCACCCGGUUGAUGAGAAGUUGAAAAUGCGAGCCGUGAGCACGCUGCUGAGCUGUCAAGACGUUGAUAAGGGUGGCUUUGGCGGUAGCCCAGGCCACAUCGGCCACCUGAUGGCCACCUAUGCUGCAAUCAACGCCUUGUGCAUCGUAGGCGGCCCGGGAGCUGUUCCAUCCCGCCAAGAGUGUGAGCAGGUAUCUGCGGGCAAGACCACCCUCGCCAAGCUGGGCAAGGCAGGAUGGGAUGGGAUCGAUCGCAAGAAGCUGUACGCCUGGAUGAUGAGGCUCAAGCAGCCUGAUGGGAGCUUCACGGUUCAUGAGGGUGGGGAGGUCGACGUGAGGGCCAGCUACUGCGUUUGGUGCAUUGCGACGCUCACAGGGACGGGAACGAGAGAGCUUUUCGAAGGGAUGAGUGACUUCUUGGCAAGCUGCCAAUCCUACGAAGGUGGGCUAAGCUCAACUUCCUUCCCGACGUACAACCCCAACCUCCAGCUCGACAACUCCUCGCCACGCCCAGCACUAGGAGAAGCGCACGGCGGUUACGCGUUCUGUGCUGCAGCGGCCUACCUCGGUCUCUCUCUCCUCGAAGACCCCCUUCACUCCAGCGCCUCCUCGUCGUCCACCGCGCCAGAACGCCGACAACGUCUUGACGUACGGAAGCUGACCCGGUGGACUCUCGGCUUGCAAUGUCCCUUCCCAUCACAAGGUGGUGGCUACAAGGGUCGGAUCAACAAGCUAGUCGAUGGGUGCUACUCCUGGUUCUCAGGUGCAGGGAUGUGGGGCGUAGUCGAGUCACUACAGCAGGUCGAGAAGGAGACUACAACGUCACACAAGAACGCUUCGCCCUCAGCAGCGCCUCUCACGAUACCGGAACUGUGGGAUCGCCCAGCAUUGCAAGCUUACAUUCUCUGCGUCGCACAAUCCAUCCCGUCGGACUGCUCUACCCCAGCCGAAGCAGCAGCCUCGACAGCAGAGGGAGGGCUGAGGGACAAGCCGGGCAAAAAGGCGGAUGCGUACCACACAUGCUACAAUUUGGCAGGGCUGAGCGCUGCGCAACAUGUUGUCCGGCCGUGUAGGGAGACGAGGGAGUUCUGCUACAAGAGUUGGAAGGGUGCAGAAGAGAAGGAGGAGAACGAGGAACUAAGACGGAGGGUCUUCUCGUCAAUGCUGGGCUUUAAUUUGGCGCCAGGCAGGGAGAAGAUCGUGCUCGGCCAUCAUGAUGGUUCGGGGAAGGGUGACGGCGCGAGGAAUGAGGUGCUGCCGACCCAUCCGGUGCUCAACGUGGGCUUUGUGCAGGUGAGAGGGAUGAUGCUUUGGGCUUAUGGUCAGGAGGCGUAG